AUGGGUGUCUGGUCGGUCGACUACAUUCCCCGUGGUGUUCGAUUUGGACCUCUGCUUGGUGAGGUCAAAAUGAAUGGAGCUGACUGCGCGCCGAUCUGUCCUGCAGAAGCCUCCAGCGCCUGGUGGAUCCUUCUGGAAGCGGACCGUCCACUCCGACUGCUCCCACUACUUCACCGAAGGAGUGGAAGUUUAGACCGGGUGACAAAAACAACAGUUGAAUCUUGGAAAAAGUGCAAAAAAGGGGUCCACAAGGACUUAAAGACACCCUUCGUCAAAGCUGUCAUUCAGGUGAUGUCACCGUCAGGUGGUAGAGCGUUGAAGACGAUCUUGGUGGAGGACGACAGUCGCUGCAAUUGGAUGAAGUUCGUCAACGUCGCCGUCUCGAACGAGACACAGAAUUUGGUCGCGUGCCAGAUGGAGAAGGACAUCUACUUCUACUCCAUUCGAUCGAUAAAGCCAAACAGCGAGUUGACCUUUUGGUUCAGCAAGGACUACGCUCAAAAAUUGAACUAUCCGGUCUCUUGUGAAGCGGCAAGAAUGACACCCAAGCGUAGCGCUCCGGCGCCACCACAACAGCCAUGGGCUAUGGAGGAUAGAGCCUCACCACAGGAGGCGUUAGAUUACAGCAUGAAACGUGAUGCGAUUGAGAGCAGUCACAGCGAGAAGGCCGACCGUGGAGACACGUCCGACGUUGACGUGCGGUGGGAGGCAUGGGCUGGGGUGCCCCAAUCGACGCCAGCCGCAGCAGCUACUGCCGCCACUGCUGCAGCUACCAGAAUCACAGCUUCGGGAAGGCCAAGCGACGCCCAGCCGAUUCUCGCCGCCACAGCUGGCAGCGGUUUCGGCAAUUACAACGGCAUCUACGGAGACGCACCUACAUCCAAAACAAGAGAACGGGCAGACUCGGCUACCGCCUGCAGAGAGUGCUCACAACGACCGUUUGUGGGCAACUGCGAAUGUGGAAAAGUGCACGUGCAGGCCCACCACCUGCGCGAUCGUUGUAGGACCCACACCGGCGAACGUCCUUUCAAGUGCACCGUUUGUGGAAAGGAAUUCACUCAAUUGGCACAUCUGCAAAAGCACAAUCUCGUACAUACUGGUGAACGUCCGCAUCGUUGCGACAUCUGUGACAAGCGCUUUUCGUCAACGUCGAACCUAAAGACGCAUUUGCGACUUCACAACGGCCAGAAACCGUACGCUUGUGAUGUGUGCAGCGCCAAAUUCACUCAGUACGUCCAUCUCCGCCUCCACAAACGAUUGCACGCCAAUGAACGACCUUAUGCCUGUAUGUCCUGCGGCAAGAAAUACAUCAGGUAUGGUCAUGCUCUAUCACUGAUUGUGGUAUGA
Molecule: messenger RNA, 1347 nt
Organism: Ostertagia ostertagi
Lineage: Eukaryota; Metazoa; Nematoda; Chromadorea; Rhabditida; Trichostrongylidae
Source: the annotation of a GenBank genome assembly